AACGAGUGGACUCCUGAUGCUCCGGAGAAUUUCAUUCUACUCGCCAGCUACCAGACUUCGCUCAGCUUCUCCUGGAAUCCGGCGAAAGUGAAAAAUGGCAGCAUUUUUGAGUACCGGUUGAUCGUGCACCCUGUCGAACGGAAUGACCUCUCCUGGUCCCGCUUCUUCCCCAAAGGCACCGACAUCGGCUACACUGUGAUCGACCUCCUCCCCAGUGUCACCUACCGAUGCACCCUGUACGCGAUCUCCUACGCCAACGUGAUGGGCGAACCGGUAUCCCUUCUGGCCACUACCGUGCCUUCAGGCUCGUUGGUAGCAUUUGUGCCCACUUUGGGCGUUCCUCUUUGUUGCAGAGCCUUUCACGAGCAAGAUGCACAGGUCUUAAUGGAUGGAAGGGUCUUGGGAUGUCUGGUUGAGGCCAUUCAAUCUUGGCGCAUUGGUUGGCGUCGGGUGAAGAUCCGUUCAAGUAGGAUUUCUUGGAUGCCUCCUCUGUUUGCCUACAAAGGAAGCCCACUUUUUGACCAAGUUCUCCUUAGUUGCUGUCAAGACUGCCAGACCUCGAAAGAGGAAGUUUUUUGA
Molecule: messenger RNA, 579 nt
Organism: Protopolystoma xenopodis
Lineage: Eukaryota; Metazoa; Platyhelminthes; Monogenea; Polystomatidea; Polystomatidae
Source: the annotation of a GenBank genome assembly